Oreochromis aureus is the source of this 2415-nucleotide messenger RNA. RefSeq names its product exocyst complex component 7 (gene exoc7). Gene Ontology annotation, biological process: exocytosis. The transcript has 20 exons. The record is from RefSeq and is a predicted model, not a curated record. Bases 154 to 2217 code for a protein of 687 amino acids. NCBI's taxonomy places the organism in Eukaryota, Metazoa, Chordata, Actinopteri, Cichliformes, Cichlidae. Gene Ontology annotation, molecular function: phosphatidylinositol-4,5-bisphosphate binding. Gene Ontology annotation, cellular component: exocyst.
CUGUUACGGCUAACCAAACUAGCUUAACCUCACCGCUUUUAGCUAUCCAUGACAGCGGCUCAGGGGUGUCGUUGUUGUUUUUAUUAUCUAAAUCGGCAACUUAGUCACGUUUUAGCCGCAGAAGAGACUCCUUUGCUUUAAAUUUCCUCCAGGAUGAUUCCUACGGAGGAUGCGUCCGCCAGGAAGCGGGAGAUCGAGGAGAAACUGAAGCAGGAGCAGGAGACGCUGUCGUUCAUCCGGGAGAACCUGGAAAAGAGCGAUCAGCUGACCAAAAACAUGGUCUCCAUCCUGUCUUCAUUCGAGAGCCGCCUGAUGCAGCUGGAGAACUCCAUCAUCCCGGUUCACAAGCAGACGGAAAACCUGCAACGGCUGCAGGAGAACGUGGACAAAACUCUGUCCUGCAUGGAUCACGUCAUCAGCUACUACCAUGUGGCCAAAGACACGGACAGGAUCAUCAGAGAGGGACCUACAGGCAGACUGGACGAGUAUCUUGCUUGCAUUGCAAGAAUUCAGAAAGCUGUCGAAUACUUUCAAGACAACAACCCAGACAGCCCUGAGCUCAACACAGUGAAAGCACGCUUUGAAAAGGGGAAGGAGCUGCUGGAGGGCGAAUUCCGCAGCCUCCUGACCCGCUACAGCAAACCCGUUCCCCCCAUCCUCAUCCUGGACGCCAUCAGCGUGGAUGAGGAGCUGGAGGUCCAGGAGGAGGUGGUGCUGGAACACCUGCCCGAGGCCGUGCUCCAGGACAUCAUCUGCAUUGCCGGCUGGCUGGUGGAAUACGGACGUAAUCAGGACUUCAUGAACGUCUACUUCCAGAUCCGGUCCAACCAGCUCGAUCGCUCCAUCAAAGGCCUCAAGGAGCAUUUCCGCAAGAACAGCGCCUCCUCCGGUGUCCUCUACUCGCCUGCCGUCCAAACCAAGCGCAAGGACACGCCAACUAAAAAGGCCCCGAAGAGACCAGUCUACAUCCCAGGGACCAUUCGCAAGGCUCAGAACCUUCUGAAACAGUACUCACAGCAUGGGCUGGAUGGGAAAAAGGGGGGUUCUAACCUCACUCCUUUGGAAGGAAAGGAUGAUGUCCUGGAUAUCGAGAUCGACUCUUACAUCCACUGCAUCAGUGCCUUCGUCAAGCUGGCUCAGAGCGAGUAUGUGCUGCUGGCGGAGAUCAUCCCCGAGCACCACCAGAAGAAGACCUUCGACUCCCUCAUUCAGGAGGCGCUGGACAACCUGAUGCUGGAAGGAGAAAACAUUGUGGCUGCAGCUCGCCGGGCCAUAAUGCGCCACGACUACUCGGCCGUCCUCACCAUCUUCCCCAUCCUCAGACACCUGAAGAUGAACAAGUCAGAGUUUGAUACCACGCUGCAGGGCACGGCGGCGAGCACCAAGAACAAGCUGCCCACCCUCAUCACCUCCAUGGAGACGAUCGGAGCCAAAGCUCUGGAGGAGUUUGCAGACAGCAUCAAGAAUGAUCCUGAUAAGGAGUACAACAUGCCCAAGGAUGGAACGGUCCACGAACUGACCAGCAAUGCCAUCCUGUUCCUGCAGCAGCUGCUGGACUUCCACGAGACAGCCGGAGCCAUGCUGGCCUCACAAGAGACGAGUUCGGCCACCAGCUACACCUCCGACUUCAACAAAAGGCUCCUCAGUAGUUACAUAUGUAAGGUUUUGGGGAACUUGCAGCUAAACCUGCUCAGUAAAUCCAAAGUGUACGAGGAUUCAGCUCUGAGUGCCAUCUUCCUGCACAACAACUACAACUACAUCCUCAAAUCGCUGGAAAAGUCUGAGCUGAUCCAGCUGGUGACGGUGACUCAGAAGCGAGCAGAGACGUCCUACAGAGAGCUCAUGACUCAGCAGAUCGAAACCUACCAGCGCAGCUGGCUGAAAGUCACCGAGCACCUGACAGAAAGGAACAUGCCCGUCAUACAGCCCGGCACCAAGCUGAAAGAUAAAGAGCGACAAGUGAUUAAAGACAAAUUCAAGGGCUUCAAUGACGGUUUGGAGGAGCUGUGUAAGAUCCAGAAGGGCUGGGCCAUCCCGGACAAAGAGCAGAGAGACUUGAUCCGGUACAAUCAGAAGAAGGCGGUGUCUGAUGCCUACAGAGCCUUCCUGCAGAGAUGUGCCAACAUUUCCUUCACCAAGAACCCCGAGAAGUAUCACAAGUAUCGACCGGAGGAGGUGGAGGAGAUGAUCGAAAAGCUUUUUGACACAUCCGCCUGAGGAGUCUCCUCUUCCCCACGUGCCUACCCACCCCAAAGAAACACGGGUCCUACACCUGAAGGUCCCCCCCGCCCCCGCUGCUCUCAGCCUUGUAGUGUCUAAACCAUGUUUUGUACAAAGACGUGAACAUACGUAUUUAUGUAAUUUAGCCACUCCAGCUCAACAUUUCAGACAAAUAAAAAGGGAACUCUGACCGAA